Anopheles cruzii is the source of this 1075-nucleotide messenger RNA. RefSeq names its product tubulin-specific chaperone C (gene TBCC). The record is from RefSeq and is a predicted model, not a curated record. The transcript has a single exon. Lineage: Eukaryota; Metazoa; Arthropoda; Insecta; Diptera; Culicidae. Gene Ontology annotation, cellular component: cytoplasm. The coding region runs from base 1 to 1050 and encodes 349 amino acids. Gene Ontology annotation, biological process: post-chaperonin tubulin folding pathway; tubulin complex assembly. Gene Ontology annotation, molecular function: tubulin binding.
AUGGACGAUUUAAUCGAUAAUGGGAUGCUCGUCGGGAAGGAGAAAAUUACCGAAAUUCUUAACCGCAGGCACAAAGAGCGCGAGGUGCAAAUCCAAGCAGCGAAACUGGAACGACAGAAAGACUCGGAAUGCACUGAAGCGCUGCAGUAUUUUGAGACCUCGUUCGAGGAAAAGGCGGCACAGAUUCGCAACACACUGGCAUCGAUCGCCGGCAGUGACCGGAAGGCGGAAAUGUUUGCCGACACUCAGAACGACAUUUACGAUCUGCAGCGAUACCUUUCGUCAUCGACCUUCUUCCUGAACGAGUACCAUAUCAAAGUUUGCCAGAACACGAUCAACGAGCUGGGUAAACAGUUGGACACACUGCGCAACGAGUUGAUGCCGAAGAAAAAGUUUGGCUUCAAGACGAAGAAAAUUGUAAAAAUGAUCAACGAAAAAGAAGGCAUCGGCAGCGAGGACAAGCAAUCGAAACAGUCUGUGGGAAGUUCCUGCGAGGAUCACAUCAAGUGGACGUUUUCUAGCCGAACGAACCAAUGCAUUGAACUUCCGGUUGCGCUGGUGAACGAUCAGACGGUGACGGCAUCCAGACUGAAAAACUGUCUUAUUCGCAUCGCAGGCCACCCGGGGUCGCUGCAGUUUGCGCAACUGGAAAACUGUCUGGUCAUAUGCGGCCCAACGGCAAGAUCGAUAUUUCUCGACGAUUGUGUCGAAUGCAAGUUUGUCGUUGCCUGUCAACAGUUGCGCUGCCACCGGUCCCGCACCUGCGACCUGUAUCUGAACGUCACGUCCCGUGCAAUCAUUGAGGAUUGUAAGGGCAUACGAGUGGCCAAAUACAACUACCAUUACCAGGGCAUCGAGGAGGAUUUUAAGCAAUCCGGACUGGACCUUUCCAGUAACAAUUGGAACGUGCUAGACGACUUCAAUUGGCUGUCGACCGACAAACCUUCCCCGAAUUGGGAGCUUCUGCCCAACGCGAACAUAAUCCCCGACUGGAGUUCUUACAUCCGCAGCUUUUCGCACAAACACAGUCUCGCCAGUGUGGAUAACUGAAUAAAAUGCUUGUUCUAGUGUUUUC